AUGAGUGUUGUUGAGCUUCGUAAAACCAAGCAACACAUUCCCAGGUUCCCACUGCAUUGGAAUCUUUUCUUCAAUCCAGUGGCCAGUGACCACAAAAUAGCCGUCUGUGUUGUCAGCCUGCCAUGCAUCGCAUGUGUUAAGAACGUGCUCAAGGGUCAAAUCCGAAGGGCUUGGCUUCAGCUCGUUACCGGACGAUGUCCGGAGGGUGUCGGACGAUGUCCGGAGGGUGUCGGGCGAUGUCCGGAGGGUGUCGGGCGAUGUCCGGAGUCCGAUGUCCGAUGUGCGGGAAUUCCGGCGGACGUUCGGGAACAAGAGAUAAGACUAAUCCGGACAAAGUCCGAACUAGAAAGGAAACAGCGGAGGACUACCAAAGGUAGAGGCGGAGGUGAUAAGUCAAUAGGAAUCAAUCCUAAGACGAGCGGAGGUCGACGAGAGGAUAACUCAAGUCGGACGGAGGAAGGAAUGAGCAGAGUCUAA
Messenger RNA from Suillus fuscotomentosus, 477 nucleotides. RefSeq lists its product as uncharacterized. Bases 1 to 477 code for a protein of 158 amino acids. The transcript is spliced from 2 exons. The record is from RefSeq and is a predicted model, not a curated record. Lineage: Eukaryota; Fungi; Basidiomycota; Agaricomycetes; Boletales; Suillaceae.